GUGGCCGCACGUCUGUCCUGUCUGGUCCCGUCUCGCCGCCAUCAGCGCCAUGGCGGGGCUCCGUGCUGCUGCCGCGCUGUUCGGCCUCCUCCUGCCGCUCCUCGCCGCUGCCGAGCUGGAGGAGGAGGACGGCGUCCUGGUGCUGCGGGCCGCCUCCUUCGAGCAGGCGCUGGCGGCGCACCGAUAUCUGCUCGUCGAGUUCUACGCCCCAUGGUGUGGGCACUGCAAAGCGCUGGCGCCCGAGUAUGUGAAGGCAGCGGCGAAGCUUAAGGAAGAAGGCUCAGAGAUCCGUCUGGCUAAGGUGGACGCUACAGAGGAAUCAGAGCUGGCACAGCAGUUUGGUGUGCGUGGCUACCCCACCAUCAAGUUCUUCAGGAAUGGUGACAAGGCCUCUCCCAAGGAGUACACAGCUGGCAGAGAGGCAGAUGACAUUGUCAACUGGCUGAAGAAGCGCACUGGUCCAGCUGCAGCCACCUUGGAAGAUGCUGCUGCAGCAGAGUCAUUGGUGGACUCCAAUGAAGUGGCUGUGAUUGGGUUCUUUAAGGAUUUGACAUCAGAAGCUGCCAAGGAAUUCUUGUCAGCAGCAGAAGCUGUGGAUGACAUUCCUUUUGGGAUUUCCUCCAGUGCUGAUCUCUUCUCCAAAUACCAGCUUAGCCAGGAUGGUGUGGUCCUCUUCAAGAAGUUUGACGAAGGCCGCAACAACUUUGAAGGGGACCUCAAAAAGGAUAAUUUACUAAACUUCAUCAAGUCCAAUGCGCUGCCUCUGGUGAUAGAGUUCACUGAACAGACUGCUCCCAAAAUCUUCGGAGGAGAGAUAAAGACUCAUAUUCUGCUGUUCCUACCAAAAAGUGUGUCUGACUACCAAGAGAAACUGGACAACUUCAAGAGCGCAGCUGGAGACUUCAAAGGGAAGAUCCUGUUCAUCUUCAUAGACAGCGACCACAGCGACAACCAGCGGAUCCUGGAGUUCUUUGGCUUAAAGAAAGAAGAGUGUCCAGCGGUUCGUCUGAUCACGCUGGAGGAAGAAAUGACCAAAUACAAACCUGAAUCGGAUGACCUCACUGCAAACAAGAUCAAAGAGUUCUGCAAUAAGUUCUUGGAGGGCAAGAUCAAGCCCCACUUGAUGAGUCAAGAUAUUCCUGAUGACUGGGACAAGCAGCCUGUCAAAGUUCUGGUUGGGAAGAACUUUGAAGAAGUUGCUUUUGAUGAGACUAAGAAUGUCUUUGUAGAGUUCUAUGCCCCCUGGUGCGGUCACUGUAAGCAGCUGGCUCCAAUCUGGGACAAGCUUGGAGAGACCUACAAGGACCAUGAGAACAUUGUUAUUGCCAAGAUGGAUUCAACAGCAAAUGAAGUCGAGGCAGUGAAAAUCCACAGCUUCCCCACACUCAAGUUCUUCCCUGCGGGCUCCGGCAGAAAUGUGAUUGACUACAAUGGGGAGAGAACGCUAGAAGGCUUCAAAAAGUUCUUGGAGAGUGGAGGGCAGGAUGGGGCAGCAGCAGAUGAUGAUCUGGAUGGCCUGGAGGUGGAUGAGGAAACGGACCUUGAGGAAGGGGAUGAUGAUGAUGAUCAGAAAAUCCAAAAGGAUGAAUUGUAAAGAGUCUACAUCGCCAAAAAAAUCAGACACUAAAUUAGCUGCUGCUGUUGUGCAGCCCAGUGAGUCAGAAACGCAUUAAGAUUUAAAGCAGAAGGUGAAUGACUGGAAACCCAGGGAUUGGCUUUUAAAGUAACACUUUACCCUCACUUGUCUGUACACUUGACUCUUUUCUUUCUGUUCAUUGUUGAGAAGGGAUCUGUCACCAGGCAGCCAGCGCGGCCAGCUGGGCUCUUUUUUUUUAUUGCAAUGUACUUUUUUUGUACACAGCUUUUCUCUGAAGUAUUCUGUUUUUCUGGGUAGAAGCAGGUUGUGAAGCGGUAGCUCAAGUUUAGUGGCCCAACAAUCUGGAGCCUUGCCACUAAUGUUUUCCAAGAAAGAUUCUUUUUUUUUUCUUUUUUUUUUUUUUUUUUUUUGCUUUUAAGUCUGAAGCUGUAGUUGAUUUCUGCAUCUGACAGGGUCCUUAAUGGUCUUGGCUGUUCUUCCCUGGCAUUGGUCUGCAGCCCGUGCAGGGGAAGAGGCGGUGUGCUGGUGAAAGCUGCAUAUGAAGGUACUUCUCUUUGCGCUGGCUAGAUGUUUCCUUCCCCCUCUGCUUUAAGACACUUGGAGAUGACUAUUCCCAACACCUGAAAGGAUGGAAUACUGUGUGCACUGGCUGUGGCGGGCUCUGAGGGUGGAGGUGAUUGCUGGGCUCGCAAGCUGAGACAAGACCUGUCUGCUCUGCCAUUCUCUUGAUCAACUGCAAGGCUCAUUUGUGAUCCCUUAUUUCAAAUGGUUUGACCAGGCAGGUGGGUGGUGUGGACAGGCCUGAUAAAACAGAUCUGACUCACAAUUACUGGGUUUGGGGUUGAACUCAGACAGGGAAUCACCGCAAAGACCUGAGCUGCGGUGGGCUGGUUCUUAGCAUUCCGCUACAAUAACACAGGAACUGAAUUUGUUGGCCAAAUAAAGUUGAGAUUUUAAUACUA
Cuculus canorus (common cuckoo) is the source of this 2559-nucleotide messenger RNA. RefSeq names its product prolyl 4-hydroxylase subunit beta (gene P4HB). The record is from RefSeq and is a predicted model, not a curated record. Lineage: Eukaryota; Metazoa; Chordata; Aves; Cuculiformes; Cuculidae. The coding region runs from base 50 to 1594 and encodes 514 amino acids. Gene Ontology annotation, cellular component: external side of plasma membrane; endoplasmic reticulum. Gene Ontology annotation, biological process: protein folding; response to endoplasmic reticulum stress. Gene Ontology annotation, molecular function: protein disulfide isomerase activity. The transcript is spliced from 11 exons.